GUACUGAUGGAGUAUGGGGUCGAUGGUCGGGUAGUAUGGCGUCGUUAAAUGAUAAAGACUGCACCGGAUCAGGAUCAUGUAGUGGAAGUGUUCAUGAUGAUGGAGGAUUUGGUGAUGAGGUGUUUAUGGCGAAUGAAUCGAGUAGUUCUAAUGUUUUAACAAGAAAUCCUCGUAAACGAUCAAAAAAGCGUGUUAAAAAGAGCAUGGCAUAG
Messenger RNA from Trichobilharzia regenti, 212 nucleotides. Lineage: Eukaryota; Metazoa; Platyhelminthes; Trematoda; Strigeidida; Schistosomatidae. The record is from the annotation of a GenBank genome assembly.